AUGCCAUCUCCCGGUCACUCGAGGGCCACAACGAUUCUGGUUCGCAAUCUCCACUGCCCAUCCUGCGUUGCCUCCAUCGAUGAGUCGCUCUCCACGCUCAAUCCCCCGCCACUCUCCACAUCGACGUCCAUUGUUUCGCAGAGGGUCGUCAUUCUGCACCCCACCUCGCUGAGCACCUCGGACAUUAUCCACGCACUCGAAGCAGUUGGCUUCGAGAUCGAGAGCGUGACUCAGAAUACCCCAGAGAGCGGCGAUAUCGUCCUUGCAGAGGAAGACUACUCGGGAGGACAAUCUGCCGGCUCCAUCCUCCAGCGGCUAAACUCGUCCAGUGCGCACCGAAAACACGAUGCCCGCGAACAAGGCGCUUUGCAUAUUGAGAGGUGCGACGCUUGCCGCGCAGAGCUCUACGGAGACACAGCGUCGAUGUCGACAGACGUUAUGGAGAAGGCCGACAAGCACCUGCGCCCCGCCGCCAGCGUGAAGGGCAGCCUGACCGCACUCAACUCAGUAGUUUCUGAGAAACCCACAAGCGCUAUCGCUCGAGCAACUUUGUCGAUCCACGGAAUGUCAUGCAGCUCCUGCGUCGGCAAGAUCACCGAGACUUUGCGAUCCAAGCCAUGGAUCCGAUCCGCCGACGUCAACCUUCUCAUCAACAGUGCAACCGUCGUCUUCGAGGACAAGCAGCGUAUCAACCAGAUUCUUGAGACGGUGAGAAGCAUCGGCUAUGAUGCGGAGCUUGACGAGUGCGAAGACAUUGAGUCCCUCAAACCCUCCACGUCCCUCUCGCCAGUGGAUACGUGGCAGGCGUCUUAUGCCAUAGGGGGCAUGACGUGCAGCUCGUGCGUUGGCGCCAUCAACGAGGCACUCGAGCGCUAUGCAUGGAUCAAGAAGGUCGAGGUCAACCUACUCUCCAACAGUGCUUCUAUCCUGUUCGAAGGCAAAGACCACCAGGACCAGAUCUCCAAGAUCAUUGAAGACGCUGGCUACACGGCAAAACUCAACGACAUGGAGAAUGCCGGCCAACCCAAGGAGCGUGAGCAUGAGAGAUCAGUCAUCAUCCAGAUCGACGGCAUGCACUGCGAGCAUUGCCCCUCCAGAAUCUUGGACGCACUAAGCAUCUAUGCGAACAACAUGACGGUGGUAAAACGUCCCACGACGGCUGACAACAAGAUGAACAUCAAAUAUUUGCCGGCCAUGCCUGGGUUCACGAUUCGACAUAUCAUUGGCACCAUUGCCCAGAUCGAUGAGGCAUUCAACGUUUCCAUCUAUCAUCCGCCGACUCUGGAGGAGCGUUCGCAGAAGAUGCAUCACCGUCAACAAUGGCGCAUUGCUCGACGUCUAAUACUUUCCGUCAUUGCCGCCAUUCCGACCUUUGUCAUCGGCGUCGUGUACAUGGGCCUAGUCCCUGGCGACAACCGCGUGCAAAUGUAUCUCAUGGAGCCGAUGUGGGCCGGCAAAGCCACCAGAUCCGAGUGGGCGCUGUUCAUCACCGCAACGCCGGUCUACUUCUUCGCGGCCGACUUGUUCCACCGUCGCAUGUAUGCGGAGAUCAAGGCUCUCUGGGGGCCGGGAAGCAAGACUCCCAUCCUUCGACGAUUCUACCGUUUCGGCAGCAUGGAUAUGCUCAUGUCUUUGGGAAUUUCGAUUGCGUACUUCUCCUCCAUCGCCGUCCUCGCCAUCAACGCCACCCAGUCAGCCGAGGACCAUUCCAUGGGUCAAAAGGGGUCAUUCUUCGACGCUGUCGUGUUCUUGGCCAUGUUCUUGCUGAUGGGGCGGCUGAUUGAAGCUUACAGUAAGGCGAAAGCUGGUGAUGCUGUGGGUCUGCUUGGCAGCCUCCGACCGACGGAGGCCUUCCUCGUCGAGCCUCUUAGCAACGACACCUCGCCCACCCGGGAGUCGCGCCUGAUCUCGAUCGACCAACUGGAAAACGGAGACGUGGUCCGCAUUUCGAACGGAGCCUCUCCGCCUUACGAUGGCGUUGUGGUCGAGGGCGAGUCCCAGUUCGAUGAAUCCAGUCUCACGGGCGAAUCGGCUCUUGUCCAAAAGACAACGGGAGACGAGGUUUUCUCUGGUACUCUUAACAAAGGAGCACCUAUCUCGAUCCGAAUUACUCGUCUUGGCGGGGACUCGAUGCUUGAUCAGAUUAUAGCCGCCGUCCGUGAGGGUCAAAUCCGGAGGGCGCCAAUCGAGCGUGUCGCCGACCUCAUCACGGGCUAUUUCGUGCCAAUCGUUACCCUGAUCGCCAUUUGCGACUGGGUCAUCUGGCUGGCGCUCGGACUUUCUGGUGUUCUCCCUGAUUCCUGGAUGGACAACAACGUCGGAGGUUGGUCAUUCUGGUCGUUACAAUUCGCCAUUGCCGUCUUCGUCAUCGCCUGCCCUUGCGGUAUCGGUCUAGCAGCCCCAACCGCUCUUUUUGUCGGCGGUGGCUUGGCUGCCCAGCAUGGGAUUCUUGUCAAGGGAGGAGGCGAGGCUUUUCAAGAAGCCAGUCAUCUUGAUUGCAUUAUCUUCGACAAAACCGGCACAAUCACCCAGGGCGGCGAACCUUCCGUUACCAAUCACGAAUUUGUAUCGAAGGAAGCUGCCGAGGAGCUGGUGAGUGCUGUGUCAAAGCUUGAGGAGAGCAGCAAUCACCCGAUUGCGAGGGCCGUGGUCGCGUUCUGUAGCGCCAGGACAACCGCUGCAGUGCAACCCAUGAAUAUGGAGGAGAUUUCUGGAAAGGGUAUGAAGGGUUCUUUUCGAACCGGCAACAAUGAAUCACCGGCGAUGGAAGUUUUGGUCGGAAACGAGGUCUUGAUGGCGGAUCAUGGCGUCGAAGUCGCUGACGAAAAUGUCGCGACACUCGACUCGUGGAAACGCCAAGCGAAGUCCGUCGUCCUCGUGGCAAUGAGAAAUGAGAUUGGCUCUUCGGGAUUGACGGUACCCCUACCCAGGAUGACGCCGUGGAAGCUCUACAUGAUGAUGGCCACAGCCGACCCGCUCCGUCCCGAGGCCCAGGAAAUCGUCAGGGCACUUCACGACCGGGGCGUAGCCGUGUGGAUGCUCUCCGGCGACAACCCCAUUACCGCGUACGCUGUCGGCAAGAUGGUGGGCAUUCCCGAGGAGAACAUCAUUGCUGGCGUGUUGCCCGACCAGAAGGCCGAGAGGGUCCAAUACUUGCAGAAGACCCUUCAGAAGCCGCAAGGCACAUCUUUCUUUGAGAAACGAGAUCGAACUUCGAAGCGAGCCAUCGUCGCCAUGGUUGGGGACGGCAUCAACGACUCACCUGCGCUCACCGUUGCAGACGUUGGCAUUGCUGUUGGUUCUGGCUCCGACAUCGCCAUUUCCUCGGCCGAAUUCGUCCUGAUAUCGUCCGGCCUCACGUCGCUCCUCACCCUCAUUGACCUCAGCCGGACGGUAUUUAGAAGGAUCAAGUUCAACUUCGCUUGGGCCCUGGUAUACAAUCUGAUUGCUCUGCCAGUGGCAGCGGGUGUGCUGUAUCCCAUCAACAGCAAUGGGACACAUGUAAGAUUGGAUCCUGUCUGGGCUAGUUUGGCAAUGGCAUUGAGCAGUGUUAGCGUGGUUUGUAGCAGUCUGCUCAUGAGGAGUAAGCUGCCAUUUGUGGGUUUCAGAUCAUCUCAAGACCGGACCCGAAAAUGAUUACUUAAUAACGUAAUCCACGGGUGAGCGGGUCACACGGGUGAACGGGUCACCUUCCAGUGACUCGUACAACAAUAUGUAAGACAAUUCAACCACAACGCCUGAAAUCAAUUAAAAUUAUUCGG
Molecule: messenger RNA, 3761 nt
Organism: Microdochium trichocladiopsis
Lineage: Eukaryota; Fungi; Ascomycota; Sordariomycetes; Xylariales; Microdochiaceae
Product: E1-E2 ATPase-domain-containing protein
Exons: 1
Coding region: 1-3636 (1211 amino acids)
Biological process (GO): monoatomic cation transport; copper ion homeostasis
Cellular component (GO): membrane
Molecular function (GO): P-type divalent copper transporter activity; ATP binding; ATP hydrolysis activity
Source: RefSeq, a predicted model, not a curated record